Messenger RNA from Suillus clintonianus, 2142 nucleotides. RefSeq lists its product as uncharacterized. NCBI's taxonomy places the organism in Eukaryota, Fungi, Basidiomycota, Agaricomycetes, Boletales, Suillaceae. Bases 1 to 2142 code for a protein of 713 amino acids. The transcript is spliced from 10 exons. The record is from RefSeq and is a predicted model, not a curated record. Gene Ontology annotation, molecular function: oxidoreductase activity; FAD binding.
AUGGAGGGAAUUCGCCUUGAUACGGCUUUUAACUCCCCCUCUCCACUAUCAGACGUCCUCUACCAAGAACUCAGAUCGACCGUUCGCGGGGAGGCAUACCGGAGAGAUGAUCCCAGUUUUCUUGAAUAUUCUCGAAUGUUCAACGGCGACAUCAAAAUUUCUGCUUUGGCUGUCGUGUGUCCCCUUGAUGCUCCGGACGUCAGCCAAGUCAUCUUGUUUUGCAGAAAGCAUUCAUUGUCCGCUUCUGCUAAGGCCGGAGGCUAUGGCACCGCUGGCUGGGCUGUCGGAGGCGACAUUAUCAUCGACCUAUGCAAGAUCACUGACAUUGACAUUGAACCCCCCGCUGCCGAUGGCUCUUUUACCAGUAUUCGAGACAUGCCUUCUCUUGGCAGCAAAGGGAAAGUCAAAGCUGGUCCACCACUUCUAGAUAGACCUGCUACUGCGUCUAGCAGUAAGCGAAGAAGGGAAGACGACAACGAGCUGAGGUCUUACGACCUGGCAUCUGCAAACGUCGCAGAUUUUCUUCACCCAGGAGGAUCAUCCGCCCCAUUCGCCGAUCGUCCUCCCGUCACUCGACGAAGGUUAGAAUUCGCAGCUCCCGUCCUGGAGACCCCGCGGUUGUCCACCUAUUCUGCGACGUCGAGCAGUAAUUCCAACCCUAACACGAUGCUCUUAUCCUCUAACUCCCUUGACUCUUCUAUUGCCAUGGUUUCUAGCCCCUUGGCUUUUAAUCUUCCAUCCAUAGACGGUGUCACUACCGCUGUUACCCCACCUUCUCCGAUGCCAGAUACCCGUUCGAAUCUGCCCCCUUCUUCAUCCUCAUUGGGUGAUCCAUUUUCCUAUCUAGACGAUCCGCCCAGCAGACCUGUCGCCUCGACUUCUCGGCUUGCCCAGUCCAUGCCCAACGCAUUGUUUGCUACGCCGAGUUUCCUCGAGUCUCCGACUAACAUUCUGACCUAUGCAACGCCCAUCUACUCUCACGCAUUCAUGACCUUUGGUGCAGGAAAGAGACAGAAGGAGAUCGAUCAGUUCUCCGCGGCAAACCCUCUAGAAGCGAUGUCACUCGCUGGCGGACGCGGCGCUGUCCCAUACCACGUCCCAUUUGCGGCUCAUCCCGUUGGUUCGGCAAUCAUGAUCUUGGGAGGCUUUGGAUUUCUGGGCCGUCUACACGGCUUGAGCAGUGACAACUUGGUAGAAGCAGAAGUUGUUUUGGCUGACGGUCAAAUCGUGGUGGUCAGCCACAACGAACACCCAGAUCUAGAUUUGUGGUGGGCAUUGCGCGGUGCUGGCCCGGCCUUUGGUAUCGUUACACGCUACAAAGCCAGAGCUUAUCCAGUCCCCGUUGUCUUCGCGGGUAAUCUUAUCUACCGUUUUCAUCGCGCAACUGCACCAUCAUUAGUCAAGCACUUUCGCGAUUGCGUCAAGGGUGCUCCUCGGGAAUUGUAUGCCAAUGUUCUUCUUACGGCUGGCCCUGCAGGGCAGGAUUCCCUAGUUGUUAUCCAGAUGUGCUACGUUGGUCCCAAGGUGAAGGGUCAGGAGUUCUUACAGGCCAUUUCAUCGUGGGACGGCGAACGGUGUCUUCUCAACGAGGUUGAUGAGAAGUCCUUCCUUCAUCAACAAGACAGUGUUGCACAGGUUCUCCGAGGGAAAGCAGGAAACAAGUGGUUCAUACGAUCUGCGCUUAUCAGCUCGCUUCCGGACGACAUCGUGAAUAAGACGGUUCUUCAAUUUGCGGACACGCCUGUUGGCUGCACAUGGUUGUUCGAACUGGCUGGCGGUGCGCUUGGCGAUUUUGAGGAUAAUUGUAUACCGAAGGCACAACGUCAGGCUUCCUUUACUGUUGCCGCGUUGCAUCAGUGGGAUAUUGAUUUCCAAGAUCCGCGCUGUGUCCAUUCCGCGGAGGAGUGGAUAGCGGAAACUUUGGCACCAGUGACGCUCGGUGGCCCAUUGCCAAGCUUCUUGGGCAGACAGGAGCCCCCUGGUCGGGUCAUUGCUUGCUAUGGCGAGAACUGGGCCAGGCUGCGUGAUGUGAAAAAGAAGUAUGACCCUGACAACUUCUUCAGGAACUCAUUCUGGCCACUAAAUGCAGAGGGGGAGAUCAUUGAACCCGAUGAGCAUGAACCUCCGCAUAUCCAGUUUUGA